CAGUGUCUGAUCUGUACAUAAAUACAGUUAUUGUAAUUUAAAGAACCUUGCGCCGUAAUACGUCUUCUAUUAAAAGAAAACGUACUAAAUGUUUGAAUGUAUAUACAUACGGUUACAAGCUUUCGUCAAAGAAUAGAUUCAAUUUCUUCCUUGUAAAAAAGAAAGAAAAAUUAUUGAUACAUAAAGUGAAUUAAUAGCAUUUGCUAAAAUCAAUUAACCUUCGCAUCCAGAGGUGCGUACUGUAAAACGUCUGAUAUAUUUAAAUAAAUCGUGUAUAAGAAAGAUCAAUUAUGUAACAUUAUUCUUUCUUGGAGAAAUUUGAAAGGAAUAAAAGAUCAAAAGUUAUGAUUGCGUGAUGAUUGUGUUAAAAUAUACUAUACUAUGAAGAUUAUAUUUAUUUUCAUCACUUUGAUAUCUUAUGUAUUAGCUCAUAAAGACAAGUUUUCUCAUUAUAUAAUUGAUGAAGUUCCAGGAGGUUCAUAUAAGUAUUAUAGUUUAACGUAUGAUGGUUUUAUCAGAAUAACAUUAAUAUCAGAAACUGGUGACGCAGAUUUAUAUGCUUCCCAAACAACAACAAAACCAACUUAUGAGCCAGAUCAGUAUUGUCUUCAAUCUGCAACAUGUGGAGAAGAUACCAUUCUUAUUCCUGAUAGUUUUAGAAGACCAGUUAGUAUAGGUGUUUAUGGACAUCCAUCACAUGAAAUUAGUAAAUAUAUUCUCCUAGUUUAUGAGACAACAGAUAUAGAAGACAUAUCAUAUGAAAGAAACUCUAAAAGAAACACUAAUGAGGAACAACAAUCAUCAAUUUCAACAUCCAAUACAUGGUAUUUCUUAGAUUUGCUUUUUCAACUCUUGUUUUGAUGUGUGUUGUAAUCUAGUGGA
Osmia bicornis bicornis is the source of this 882-nucleotide messenger RNA. RefSeq names its product UPF0669 protein C6orf120 homolog. Bases 382 to 861 code for a protein of 159 amino acids. The transcript is spliced from 6 exons. Lineage: Eukaryota; Metazoa; Arthropoda; Insecta; Hymenoptera; Megachilidae. The record is from RefSeq and is a predicted model, not a curated record.